ACUAUUUAAUAAUACGUUCAUGUACCAAGUGUGAUCUAGUUUGAAUAACGAUGUUCAGUUAUUUAAACGCGGCCGUUUUAAUUCUCAAUAUGAAAACCAAGUUGUGCGUCACUGACCAUAAAAUUAAUAAAAAUGAUUGAUUUUAUUGUACAAAUACGCACUUGACUUUUUAUCUUACAACUUCAGAGACGGUAAUAAACAUUAGAUAGAAAAUAAACGAUCCGAUUAAAAAAUACAAAAUAAUUAUACAGUAGUAUAUGUAGUUGUAAUCAAUCAAAAUUCAUGAAAUAUCGCGUAAUGGGUUUCGCAAUUAACACUCUUAUUGGUAGAGUACGAAAUGUCGAUGAAGGCAUGCACAGGUUUCGCGUAGAACAUAAAGGCGCUGCGUUGUUCCUGAAGUUAUUAAACCAGUGAGUACUUUUCCAAGGUAAUACAAUUUCGUGAGGAACCUACAUUUAAUCUCCGUAUAUGAUUUCGUGACUGUAGUUGUAAUGCGCUGGGAAAGAAAUUGAACAUCUAACCAAGCAUACAUAAUUGAUAGGAUCAGAUAGGACUCUGUUAGCGAAGGAGUGUUGGCAAACUGAUGUCAUUAUUUUAGAUCAAAUGGAUAUGUGAGGCCAGAUUGUUACUUUUGCGAUACUUGUUGCAUUCUUAACUACGGUCGAAUACAUGAAAACAACUAGGACACGUAAUCAGUGGACACUUCUAAACAUCGGAACGUACAUAUUGUCAUGGAGCAAAGUAUAUUUGCAAAGGAUAUCAUUAUACUGAUAUAACAAACUUAGUCCCUGAAGACGAAUUUAGACAACAUCGAGUGCUGAUCACUGGUUUCCGGCAUGUCACUCUUUUGCGUACAGACGCAUGAUCUGUCAUGGCAGGAUCGAACCGUCAACAUCGAGCUCAUGAUAUCGCCUGCUCGCUCCCAACUGCUCUACAACAAGCACAAAGGACUCAAGACGAAGUACGAGCAGGUGGAGAGUAAUCUCGAACGGGAAAAGGAGUCGUACUUACGUAGCUAUAAGACGGACCAACGCUUGAUGGAGCGACAGAAAGAGCAGUACUCAAAGCGGCGGAACACUAUCAUUCUGAGGAGGGCGGUCGCGGAAAGAAGGCGGUCGAGUUUUGGCGGAAGGUCGUCGGCGCCGGCAAGGCUUGAGGCGGAUUUUUUGGGCUCGUCCGAGAUGAGACCAACUUUUGUAACGGAAAUCAACCUGCGCGAAUCGAAAUCCGCCGACCCUAGAAUGACCGUGCCGAGUCGUAACCCGGAACUGACGACGCUGCUUCCGCGACUUACAGCCGAUACACCUGACUUUCGAAACCUUUCUCCGUGUAUCAUGAAUACGUCGCCUUCAGCGGGAAAGCCUUUCCUUGAGAGAAAGAAAUCUGUGAGAUUCGAACGGCUGACUUCCGGUUGUAGACGUGGUGCGAAGAUUGACGAAAACACCCAAAUUGAAGAGGACAGUUCUGUGCUGCCUAUAGAAGACAGAAUCAAACGCUUUCUUAAGUCUCAGGGCGAUUUCAAUAAAAGGGUUCCCGAAAAAAUCAAUCUUGUUGACAGUAAAAAGCUGCAACCUAUCAUAAACCGGUCUUUAAACGGAACCCUCUCGGUGAACUUGGGCAAAUUGGAAAACGCGUUUGAUGAGUUUUGUGUGGACGAAAGUGAUGAAGGACUGCACCGGAUGGUCCGCUACGCGGCGAGGUUGAAAGCGAACGUGAGGAAUGCCCAGAACUCCAGCAUAAUGCCGCGUCGAGCCAGUGUGUUUGCCAUGUAGCGGGGCGUGCAUGGCGUAUUGCAAUACAAUAUUACAAUAUUAUUGCUACGUAUGUGAACGGUGUUUACUUUUAUGAAAGCUUUUCAGUAUUAAAGUGGAAAUGUAAAAGUUCUUUUUUGAUAAAAAAAUAGUCAAGACCAUUAAAAAUGACAUACUUUAAACUAUAAUGUAAUGCGAGCAUUCAAAAAGAAAGCUGGAAAAAAUGCAAAACUAAAUAAGUAAUAAAAAUGUUAUUAUAAUUAAGGUGCUGUUUACAAGAUAAUGGAUUUGAUUGUAUUGCAUAAUGAGGCGCACAAUACAAUAAUUAAAUAUUUUGUCAAUUAGCAAUAAGACAGUGUAUUUCUAUGGUGUUUAUAUAACUGACGUGAUAUUGCGCAAAGCUUUCUUGAAAAUGUUAAUAUUUAUAUGAUUCACCAAAUUUGCUAUUAAAAUUUAAUAUUUUUCACAAAGAUUUUACCUAGCGAGCGAGCGGAAUAAACAUUUGCGUUAUGUUUUAUUUAUGUGCUAAAACAACAUGUUGUGGUCAAAUGCUAAUAUCUUCGUUGCAUGUCGGUCAUUCACCUCGGAAUACACACAACUUGGUUUAUUCUCCUUAGGCUUGCUUGUGUUCAAUGCCUUAACCCAUUUAUGCCUUGAUAUUUGGCGUGCAUGUGUAUCUCAUGGAGCUGCACAUUUUGAAUGGUGAAAGGUCAUUGUCAUCCUUCAAGGUCAAAGGUAACAAAAACAAAAUCCAAGGGAUGUAACAAACGUUAAAGGGAGAUAAUUUCUAUUUUAUAUCAUUUGGCAGGUACAGAUCAUUUUCACAAGGAAAGUAAUAUUUUUUAAACGGGUAUAAUAAAAAAAAUAUUCAUAGCGGCGCUAUAUAUAUAUUACCCGACGUCGAUCGCUAAUGAAGAUAAAACAGAUUUAAUGUUCGAGUUGAAUAUAUACGAUGGUUUGUUGAAUUGUGUGUUAAUGUCAAAUUGUUGAUAUUUCCAACUUACUAAAUGUUAAUUAUGGUAGUUUUAUGUUCAUUGUAUAUUAUAUUGUAUACGUAGAAAAAAAACGUAUCGAUACUGAAACCAAUUUAUAUAUUUUCUCAUAGUGUGCGUAUAAUGUUCACUAAAAUAGUUUAUGUGGACGUUGAUGGUUUUGCUCACAAUAUGAGCCACAAUCUGGGAAAACGGGGCGUAAUGCAU
Molecule: messenger RNA, 2950 nt
Organism: Dreissena polymorpha
Lineage: Eukaryota; Metazoa; Mollusca; Bivalvia; Myida; Dreissenidae
Exons: 2
Coding region: 837-1772 (311 amino acids)
Source: RefSeq, a predicted model, not a curated record